Molecule: messenger RNA, 7206 nt
Organism: Coregonus sp. 'balchen'
Lineage: Eukaryota; Metazoa; Chordata; Actinopteri; Salmoniformes; Salmonidae
Source: the annotation of a GenBank genome assembly
UUUUUUUUAUUAUUUUUUUUAUCAGUCGGCCGGGUGUUGUGGUGCUUAGAGACAAAUUAAGGGUUACACGUUUCAGUUGAUCGCGCUGUUGGCAUCCCCUCAUGAAUAUUAAUGAAAUGAAAGGGCGCAUAAGACAGCCCCCGGAGCCGGCUCUCAACACAGCAUCAACAUCACAAGAGAGAGUGGGGUUAUAACGGAAGAGCUUUUCAAUCACACUUUUGAUACUCAGCCUUGGGUCGUUAAACGGUUGCUAUCAAUCAUUUUGACGUUAACAGAUAAAUUAAAUACGAUUUUAAAAUGGCUUUGAGAGGGCCACUGUGUCGUCUUCUGCGGACUCAACUUAACAAUACCUGUCAGAGCAGGCCUCAUUCUGUGGCUGUUUUAGGAGCCCCCUUCUCAAAAGGACAGGUAAGGAAAAAUAUAAUAUCCUGUUAGGAUUCAUUCGUUUAAUAUGGUUAUUUGAUUAGGCUAUUUCGUUUACCAGAAUUAUUCAGCGUUGUCGUUUUUCUUUUAGAAAAGGAGAGGGGUGGAAGAUGGACCCAAAGCCAUCAGAGAUGCUGGUCUGAUCGAGAGGCUUUCACUUCUGGGUAAGUGAUGGAACAUCUUAUGAAUGUGUUAAUGUUAUAAAACAAAUGUAUAAAUGUACCUUUGUAUUGAAAUCAUUUUAUAUAAAACGUAUUCGAACCCUUAAAUAGGUUAAUAGGUCCAUGUGAGAGUUGCUUCCCCUUUUCCUUCCGUUCGAGGAAGUUAAGCAUGAUGUAUUACUUCAGUCUUUUACUAUAGAUGGGUCUAAGCUAAUGUUGCCAAACAAAGAAAACAACCAUAUGUAGGAUAUUGUUCAGACCUUGAAUGCUGGCAACCUAAACAUAUUUUUUUAAUCAAAAAAUGAUUAUGAUCUCGUAAAUAAAACGGUAAAAGAGCGGUUUUAUUGGGCCACAUGGGCGAGAAAGAAUGGCUGUGUCUCUGCUGUCGUCACUCCCUACGCACAUACAGAGAGCCUAACCCCGAAAAAGCAAGCUCUCUCCUCCCAUUGUAGACUGCAGCCUUACCUCUGUACGCUACAGUCAACCAUAGAUUAAUAGGGCCUAUCGCUGUCUUGAAUGUUUGAAAGAUGAUUCGAAAAAAUUGUUUCGUGUAGGCCUAACAGCGAGAUUGUAUCACACAUCCGGCUCCACGUGACGGCAUACUGUACUGUCUUUGGUGAUGCCCAAACUGUGGGUUCCGAUCCAGAGUAAACCAUGGGCUCGUUUCAGACCAUGAACCAAUCUGAGCAAGGAGGCGAACAAAUUGCGCCAGACAAGAGGCUUCCACUUCCAAAUAAUUGAUUAUUUUUUUCAGGUCAUAAAUAAUAAAUGGUCAGAUCCUAAUUGUGAAAAGAUUAAAGCAUCUACAUAGUAGGCUACGUUAGGGAUGCCACACAGAACGGCUAUUUCUCAGCAGAACUGGUCACAUUAAAGCAUUAGUUGGUCAAUCUUGGACCAUUGUUCAUGUGUGAGGCAAGCCGUCUGCCUAGGGAGACUUUCCGGACCGGUCUGAGCAGAGGCGCAUUCAUUUCGUCAGACAAGAUGGUUCCACUUCUAAACCAAUGGAUUAUUAUCAGGUCAUAAAUAAUGAGGACUGGGAUGUCCCAGAGAAUGGCUAGUCCUCAGCACACAAAAACACAUCAGAAUGAAGUGCAGCAAGCCUACAUCUAGUCGAGUGUAAAAGUUCAGGUGAGACACACAAAUGUUCCAGUGUAGAGAUCCCCAUGUUCAGUUCUGGAAUGUGCAAGUCAUUUCCUGUAAUCUUAGCCCCGUCUCCUCCCUGAGCACUCAGCAGUGGGACAGAUCAACAGCGUGUACUCAUGGCAAGGCAAGGUGCUUUUUUUUUGGCAGUUACGCAAUCAACCGUUCCCGGGGCCGGCCUGCGGUGUAAUAUGAGAAGCAUAUCUUUAGAUGGCGUUUUUUUCCCCCGUUGUCGGAUGUGGACCACUGACAUACUUUUAGCAAGACAUCAAACCCCAUAGUCUUUAAGAAACCCCAUAAUUUUAUAAUUACACUAUGGCAUGUAAGCACAUUUAUUCUAGUUAUAGAUGUACCAUUUUAAAAAACAUUUUUAGUCAUUUUAGCAGACGCUCUCAUCCAGAGCGACUUACGUGAGCAAUUAGGGUUAAGUGCCUUGCUCAAGGGCACAUCGACAGAUUUUUCACCUAGUCGGCUCGGGGAUUAGAACCAGCGACAUUUCGGUUACUGGCACAACGCUUUUAACCACUAAGCUACCUGCCGCCCCAGUAGUCUGGGAUCAUAUAAAAGUAUUUGUGACCUCUAUUGUAAUUUGCAGCUCAUUGGGAACAAAAUGUUCCAGCUUUACUCAUCCUUAAGUAAAGGCCUUCGGUCUAUCGAGAGCUUGGAGACCAAUGCUUGGUUCAUCUCCUGCUGUGUCCAAGCAUUUGCCCUGUUGAUGUGACUUUUGUUGAUCUCUGUAAAAUCCCAUUCACUUGAUAUGCUAUAUGGUGCUAUUUCAGUUGUUUGUACAAUCACAUUCACUUGAUAUGCUAUAUGGUGCUAUUUUAGUUGUUUGUAAAAGUGGACUUCAAACUGCAGAGAUGGGAAAUUUUAUUAAUAACAAAAGUAUGAAAAGUAAAUAACUUUUUCUGAUGCCAAUUUGGCAACAGGGAGACAGAAAAUGGUAUCCUCCUUAAUAGCAAGGAGACUGAGAUGAUCAGUCAUUGUGCACUUGCCAAGAUGGACUGCAUUAAAUGUCACUGACAUUGCAUCAAGUUUAAAUACACACUGUAUUAGAUCAUGAUUGCAUUAACAGAGAUGCACCGAGUACUUGGUUCAGCUAUUCCUGUCCAGCGGUCUAAGAUGGUAACAUGGGGGGGUGUCUUAGACGUAACGGUCAGCAGAGUAACUCUACACCCCCCCCAUCCAGUGGAAUAUUGUCACCCGCAGAUGGCGUUUCAAAUCUCUUGUUUACUUCAACUCAUAAGUCAUUAGUCCCAAGUGCCAAUACUAGUAGUUUGGGUGCAUUGCAACCCAAUUUCCACCGAAUUCCUCUGUGUUUCCUCCACCGCCACCGUAGCAGUGGUAGCAGGGGCGUGAUCUGGUCUUGGAGAAACCUGAGAGGGCACACAUAGGAAAUAGGACACGUGGAAAGUAGUGCCCAGUCAGACAGCAGUUCCAGAGACAGCUUGAAUUACUCCGCCUCGUCAAUCAGAAAUGAUAGGAGAGGGGUGUGUGAAGAGAGCCAGGGCAGCAGGGGGUUGGACAUCAGAGAUUACAUGAGAGGGGUGUGUGUAGAGAGCCAGGGCAGCUGGGGGUUGGACAUCAGAGCCUGGAGAAAGAGUUGACCUAAUGCCUCAAAGAUAUAUAGCCUAACACUUAAUGUGACAGUGGAAAUUCUCCCACGACCGUUCCAGGACACAAACUCGCGUCCCUUCUCACGCACCGUAACACAACAAGCUCACGAAGCACCGUCCAUCCCACAAACCCAGAAAAGCCAAGGCCAUUUCUGGAUCUGGGGCGACAGUACUUCUAGGUGUCAGGAAACCAGUAGUCAUGCACUUAGCCAUUAACAAAAAUACUCCAACAAUUCAUCCAUACCAUUUGCUGUUAAAUUAAUCCAGUGUUUUUGAUUUUAAACAAUAAUGAAUCUAAACAAUACCUUUUCAUUUUCUCAUGCAGAUUACCCAGUGCAUGACUUUGGAGACCUGAGCUUCCAGCAUCUGGAGAAGGACGAUCCCUACAUGCACGUCCCCUUCCCUCGCACUGUGGGCAGAGCUAACAAACUGCUGUCAGGGGCCGUCAGCAACGCUGUGGGAGCCGGACACACUACCAUCAUGCUGGGAGGAGACCACAGGUACACACCACAACAACACCUUCAUGUUCUCAGAGAACACCGUAUGGUUAUUUUAGCAACAGCGACUUAUAGGACUGUCAACAUUGACAGUGUUAGGAAAUGAAGCAUUAUGCAGGCUUAGGACCCUAGACAUAGCGAGAGUAAGCUUAUCAGUGGACUGGGUAACCAGUUUCUUUAUGAUAGUGACACAUAUAGUCAGUGUUCCCUAGGGGGGAAUAAUGGUGAUUGGAUUCCAACUCACUUCCUGAUCUCUCCCCUCGCAGCCUGGCCAUUGGUUCAGCGGCAGGCCACGCCCAGCAGUGUCCUGACCUGUGUCUGAUCUGGGUCGACGCCCACGCUGACAUAAACACGCCCCUCACCUCUCCCUCAGGCAACCUCCACGGACAGUCGGUCGCCUUCAUGCUCAAAGAACUGCAGAACAAGGUAAGAGAACAGAGGCCUCGGGGCGUUCUCACCGGCCCGGUUCUUCCCCUGAGACAUGACUGUUAUCUUUUAGAUACCAUAGGAGUCUACAGCCAUGUCUGUUUGUGCCGUAUAACCAACUCCUAUGGCCAUUGGCAUGCCAUGUUCUGAGAACAGGCUAUAUUCUACACUACAACAAGGCUCUACACUUUAGCACAGUAAAACCCCUCUGACCUCACACUCACCUCUUGUUGUCUGAAAGAUGCCGGAGCUCCCAGGGUUCAGCUGGAUGAAGCCCUUCCUGUCAGCUAAAGACCUGGUCUACAUCGGCCUGAGAGACAUAGACCCCGGAGAGUAGUAAGUACACUUCUCUGUACACUACCAAGUACACUAAUCUGGAUUAUAACACAGUUAAGUAGUAGUAUAGUAGUAGUAUAGUAGUAGUAUAGUAUUAGUAUAGUAGUAGUAUAGUUGUAGUAUAGUAGUAGUAUAGUUGUAGUAUAGUAGUGGUAUAGUAGUAGUAUAGUAGUAGUAUAGUAGUAGUAUAGUUGUAGUAGUAGGAGUAGUAGUAAUAGUAGUAUAGUUAUAGUAAUAGUAGUAUAGUAGUAUAGUUAUAGUAGUAUAGUUAUAGUAAUAGUGUAGUAGUAGUAGUAUACACUUACAUUACAUUUUUUCUUUUUUUUUUGGUACCCAAAAUUACACCCGUUACAUCCAAAUAUACUUCCAGACAUGAUACUAAUGACAUUCUUCUCUCCUUUCUCCUCACAGCGACAUCCUGAAGGACUUGGGUGUCCAGUACUUCACAAUGAGAGACAUCGACAGGCUCGGCAUCCAGAGAGUCAUGGAGGUCACUUUCGACCACCUCUUGUCAAGGUAAUUUAAUUACUCUACACCAGUGGUUCCCAACCUUUUUUCCUUGGAGCCCCCGCUACUUUCCUUGGAAACCCCCCCCCCAUUCAGUUGACAGUUUGGAUGUAUUCGGUUGACAGUUGGAUGUAUUCAGGUUUUUGACAGUUUGGAUGUAUUCGGUUGACAGUUUGGAUGUAUUCGGUUGACAGUUUGGAUGUAUUCGGUUGACAGUUUGGAUGUAUUCGGUUGACAGUUUGGAUGUAUUCGGUUGACAGUUUGGAUGUAUUCGGUUGACAGUUUGGAUGUAUUCGGUUGACAGUUUGGAUGUAUUCGGUUGACAGUUUGGAUGUAUUCGGUUGACAGUUUGGAUGUAUCCAGUUGACAGUUUGGAUGUAUCCAGUUGACAAUUUGGAUGUAUCCAGUUGACCGUUUGGAUGUGUUCAGUUGACCGUUUAGAUGUGUCCAGUUGACAGUUGAAUUUGAGUUGAAAGUUGAUUGAUUCGCUGAACUGUAUUCUGAACCCGUUUUUGCUUCUUUUGUCCAACAGGAAGCAGCGGCCGAUCCAUCUGAGUUUUGACAUCGAUGCGAUGGACCCGUCUCUGGCCCCAGCAACAGGAACACCAGUGAACGGGGGUCUGACUUACAGAGAAGGAAUCUGGAUCACAGAGGAGAUCCACAACACAGGUAUGUUAGGGCAUGCAAUAAUUAUGAUGUUUUGAGAAGUGGGGUCACAGAGACUACGAGAAGAGAGGAGGGAAUUAUCAUUUUAUUACAUUUCAAGUUUUUUAUAGUAUUCACAUGGCAGUCAUAGACACUGAAAUACAUGGAUAAUGAUCAACUCCGAACACACUAUAACAAUGUCUCCCGAGUGGCGCAGUGGUCUAAGGCACUGCAUCGCAGUGCUAGCUGGUUCGAAUCCAGGCUCUGUCGUAGCCGGCCACGACCGGGAGACCCAUGGGGCGGCGCACAAUUGGCCCAGCGUCGUCCAGGGUAGGGGAGGGAAUGGCCGGCACGGAUGUAGCUCAGUUGGUAGAGCAUGGUGUUUGCAACGCCAGGGUUGUGGAUUCGAUUCCCGUGGGGGGCCAGUAUAAAAAAUGAAUGUAUGCACUCACUAACUGUAAGUCGCUCUGGAUAAGCGUCUGCUAAAUGACUAAAAAAAUAUAUAAAAUUUUUAAAAAAUAACAAUACAUUCAUAAGAAAUGAUGAGGAAGGGUCUGUCAUUAAACUUGGAACCCUUUCCUCUAAGUUAUGGCAGACUCUUGGUAGGAUGACAAUAGUGGAUAUACUUAUACUUUAUGGUACCAUGGGAAUAUAAAACAUUUCUAUGAAGUAACAUUUCAAUCUGAAACAUUCUUUGACAUACAGUUUCUAUCUUUGAAGUAAAAUUUCUGUCUGCAACGUUCCACAAAAGGAACUGAAACUAAUAAAUGGUGUUUGUUUUUUAAUCUCCAGGCUUGUUGUCAGUGAUGGACCUUGUUGAGGUCAACCCAUCCCUGGGGGCGAGCCGUGAGGCGGUGGAGAUCACAGCUUCCAUGGCGGUGGACGUCAUCGCGUCGUCCCUGGGCCAGACCCGCGAGGGAGGCCCCAUCGCUCAGGAGUCGCAAACGCUUAAAGAGGACACGGAACAGCUCCGACUCUAGAACACACUGCUUCUAGAACACUAAGGACUUUCAACAUAUGACCACUUGGCAUUCCUGAAUUCUAAAAGACUUUACAUACAGAACAGACACACUGAAGCAGUAGUUGGAAUGGUUUCAGAGCUUUUUGUUACAUCUUCUGUUGUGUAUGGGACUGUAUGGCAACAGUCAGUCAAACUUAAAUCAUGACUGAACUUAUAAUAAAUAAUAAGCCAAGUUAAAGGCUUAUAUAGCUUAUUUACUAAGAUGACGUGAAAAGCUUAGCCCAGAUCUGUGCUAUCAUGUCAUCUGUUUGGCAGGACAAGGAGUCGCACAAAAAAAAAAGUCGCUCAAACAGACUGGUAACCAGGCUAUAAAAAGCUCUCAUCUAAAAUGUUAAUUGUAAUUGAUGUGAUCAGCUGGUCUCCCUGGCCUUGAAAAUACAGCCACCCUAUUUAAAUGUUGACUAUUUGAUGUGAUCAGUGGUAUUGCCACAGAC